GAUUUGUCUGGCUUUUUUGGGGGUUUUUUUUAGCACACAAACAAAUUAUAUUUUUUAAAAAAUGCAAUGGGGUUCCAGAUUUGUUUUAGAUUAUAUCUCUCACAGUGAACAUUCACCUAAGAUGAAGAUCUUAAAACCCACCAUGGUUUCUAAGUGGGAGCACUUGCUAAAUCAGAUUUUUUAAAUGCUUAUUUGCAUUACUGUACUUUUUUUUUUUUACAUGUUGCUUUUUUAUACAAUAUAUUACGAUAUACGAUUUAUUGAAUUGUCUGAAUUAAGGCGAAAGGAUUUAUUAAAUUGCAUAAUCAUAUAACAUAUUGGAUGGUCAAAUAAACUGUACGCUGAACUGUACGGAAGUUGAAAAAGAAAAAAAAACCCUGUAAUAACAUUUUUUUUCAAACUCCUGCCCAUAGGGGGCGGUAAUGCCUCCAACCCGGGUGUAACAUGAAGGCAACCUCUUCCGGUUAGUUUCCGAUCUUCGUUUAGGAAUGUUUUUUUUUUUUUUCUUGCAGUAGUACAGAUUUGGAUGUUUAAAAAAAAUCUAGUAGGAGGACAAAUCGAUGGAAAUCUUCAUAGUCCAACUUUCAAUGAGUCGGUAUGUAUAUCUGUAAAUGUCCAGAACAGCUACGAAGGAAAUUAGGACGGAUAAACGCCCACACUCGUUUAAUAAAAUACUAUUUCAUACGCAGUGCCACACGUUGUCAUGGUAACGGGUGCUGAUGCUGCAAGACCUCGUUCUGCAGCAGAGGGAGGAGUACAUGAUGAAUGGCAGCUAUAAGCAGGAGAGAAUGUCCAAUCUGGACCAAGCAGAACCAGAGCCUCCACAGAUUAAAGAGGAACCAGAGGAACUGUGCAUUCAUCAGGGAGGAGAGCAGCUGGUCGUGAAUCAAGAGACUGAUGUGAAGGUGGAGAUCGACUCUAAUUGGGAAGAAACAUGCAAACUCUAUAAAAAUUCGAAGUCUGAGUUCAAAGAAUUGUUGGAUAACCAGCAUCAUCUGAGGAAUAUCAUCAGGAUUCCUGUUGAAAAGGUCCAAGGAAUAGAUCUCUCAGAGAACCACACUUGGGAAGAGGAGACUUAUGAUGAGCAGCUUCUCUGGAAGCAGGAGAGGAGCUCCAGUCCGGAAGAGGAGAAACCAGAGCUUCCAGAGAUCAAAGAGGAGUGGGAGGAGGUCUGCAUCAGUGAGGAAGAAGAGCAGCUUGAGCUGAAGGAGGAGAAUGAUGCUUUUAGGGUCACUGAGUUUAACCAGGAAAGCUUUGACAUCAAACCAGAACCAAGUGAGAGUCCAGUUCUGGAAGUGAACACUCAUAUCAGAAACAGUGAUGCUGUGACUGUCCAGCUGGACCCUCCUUCACACGAGAUCUUACAUUCCUGUGAAACAUGUGGAAAACAUUUUAUUCAACGUGGUCAUUUAACAAUUCACAUGAGAACUCACACAGGUGAAAGACCUUUUACUUGUGAAGUAUGUGAAAAAAGUUUCAUUACAAAUAGUAACUUAAAAGCCCACAUGAGAACUCACACAGGUGAGAAGCCUUUUAAUUGUAAAGUAUGUCCAAAAAGUUUCCUGACAAGUAGUGAAAUGAAAAUCCACUUCAGAACUCAUACAGGUGAAAAACCUUUUUUAUGCAAAGUAUGUGAAAGAAGUUUCACUACAAGUAGUGCCCUGAAGGUCCACAUGAGAACUCACACGGGUGAGAGGCCUUUUUUAUGUGAAGUGUGUGAAAAGGGUUUUCUAACAAGUAGUGAAGUAAAAAUCCACAUGAGAACUCACACAGGUGAAAGACCUUUUUCAUGCAAUUUAUGUGAAAAAGGUUUUACUACAAAAACUGCGUUAAAUGUCCACAUGAGAAGUCACACGGGCGAGAGGCCUUUUUCUUGUAUAGUAUGUGGAAAAAUUUUCACUACAAGUAAUGCCUUAAAAAUCCACAUGAUAACUCACACUGGUGAAAGGCCUUUUUCUUGUAUUGUAUGUGGAAAAAGUUUCAUACGAAGUAGUCACCUUAAAGCCCACAUGAGAACCCACACAGGUGAAAAGCCUUUUUCAUGUGAAUUAUGUGAAAGAAGUUUCACGACAAGUAGUCACUUAAAUGUCCACCUGAGAAGUCACUCGGGUGAGAAGCCUUUUUCGUGUGAAUUAUGUGAAAAGACUUUCCUUACAUGUGCUGAAUUAAAAGUCCAUUUUAGAACUCACACAGGUGAAAAGCCUUUUACAUGUAAGGUAUGUGAAAAAUGUUUCACGACAAGCAGUUGCUUAAAAGUCCACAGGAGAACUCAUACAGGUGAAAAGCCUUUUUCUUGUAGUCUUUGUGAAAAACAUUUUUCUAGAAGUAGUUCCUUAAAAAUCCACAUGAUGACUCAUGCAGGUGAGGGGUCUUUCUCAUGUAAAGAGUGAAAAAGUUUCAUUCCAAGUAAUCAUUUAAAAGUACAAAAAUAAUAACAUGGAGAUGUGGAGGACCUUUCACUUGGGAGAAAAAAGCUUUUAUCCAGGCAAGAAAUUUGACCCGUUACAUAAACCUUCAUACAGGUGACAAGCUUUUACUUGUAAAGUAUGUGAAAAAAAGUCGUAUUUGCAGUUUUAAUAUAAAACUUCAAAUGAGAACUUAUUCAGAUGAAAACCCUUUCUCGUGUGAAAUUUGUAAGAAAGCUUUCAUCAACCUAAAAAGUUAGACCUGUUUUUACAUGAGAACUUACACAUGUAAGAAGCAGAACUCUUGUAAAACAUUGGGAAAAAAGUUUUUUGCAUCUUUUAACUGUCCACAUGAAUGUUUAUGCACAAGUGAAAAGGUUUUUUUUCUAUAAAUUAUCAUAUAUCUUCUAAAAUUGACCUAUUAUUGACACCCAUUCCAACAAAGGACAAAUAUGAAGAAAUGCUGCAACAAAUAGAAACACCGGCUCCCUUAAAUGUGGGUCUGUGGCAACCGUCAAUCUCAACUGCAUGUUGGGACUGAGCAGAACAUGAAAAUAGCAUCUUUGACAUCGAUGUCCAAAUUGCCACCCUAAUCCUUAACAACUAAAAACGAUAUAGUGUGGGACUAUCUAGUACCCUGGAUUUUAAAAGCAAUUCAGACACCAUGCUCUCUCGCUACUUUUCUUUCUUUUUUUAAAUGCCUAAUAUGACGAAACCGAUUUCACAAAGAUAAAAUCUAAUCAUUACGAACAGUUCACAAUGUGUAUUUGUGACUUUACGGUUUCCUGAUGAUGAAAAUGUGGACAGUUUAUUUAAAAAAUUAAAUUUCAACAUGUUUUUUUUUUUUUGCACAAAUUGUUUGACUGGAAUGCAUUAAGUUUAAAUGUAUUUCAUUUAUAUAGCGUCCUCAAAUGACCUCAGGCCAAACAAGGUGCUGUACAUUAAAAGUUCAUUGGGAUCUAUAUUUGCUAAUGUAGGAAGCAUCGAAGCACACUGUUUUUUUUACAAAGACUUAUGGGAAAUUUCUAGGGCACUCGAUUUUUGAAUUGUAGAUUUGGAUAGCACUUCAAAAUGGCGAAUGCACUAUAUAGUGAGUAGUGAAUGAAUUUGGACAUAAUCAUUAAUCCUGUCCUUUGACCAGGAAAGAAGGGGAUUACGUGACUUAUUAUUAGCCCUGCCGCUGUAAAUAUCAUACCAUUCCAUAUUUCACUGUCAACUGAACCCUGUUUACUCAUCAUGAGGCAAACUUUCUUCAUGUUUUAAAUACCAGCAACACCAUUGCCUUUAUUGUAAGAUAUACGGAUUGCAGAAACUUAUUUAUUGAAAGUGAUGCUUUGACAGCUCAUUCUACACUUCACAGAUUUGAAGAACUAUAGUUUUAAAUAAUGAAAUGUAAAAUGUUGUUAAUUUGUUUUAAUAAAUAAAGCAAAGCUUUUAAAAUAGUGCAUUUUUUUUAUCCAUAUCCCAUCUUUGUAAAGUAAAUACAGGAUUUACAACAAUGGGAGAUGGAUUUCACAUCGAGUUUUUUUGGUAAUAGAUUACCAAUUCAUUGAAUGUUGUGAGAUUUUGCAUUAGAGUAUGAAAGUACAAAAUUAUUUUCUUCUAUUUUAUGUGUGAUUAACUGUACGUAAAUGUCAUUGCUGUUGUAAACUGCUGAUGAAGGCUGGAAAUAUUAGUGCCUGAAUUUAUCUUCAAACAAAUGUGGAUACUCUGUGAUAAUAAUAAAAACAUACACAACAAGAUG
Molecule: messenger RNA, 4149 nt
Organism: Oryzias melastigma (Indian medaka)
Lineage: Eukaryota; Metazoa; Chordata; Actinopteri; Beloniformes; Adrianichthyidae
Product: oocyte zinc finger protein XlCOF6
Exons: 4
Coding region: 720-2390 (556 amino acids)
Biological process (GO): regulation of transcription by RNA polymerase II
Cellular component (GO): nucleus
Molecular function (GO): RNA polymerase II cis-regulatory region sequence-specific DNA binding; DNA-binding transcription factor activity, RNA polymerase II-specific
Source: RefSeq, a predicted model, not a curated record